AUGGCACGAAAUACUUCAAACCGACUUCAAGAAUUGUCUCCCACCAGACCAUCUCGGGAACAGCUUGCGAGUCUUGCAAGUCCUACAACCCUUGGACCCCUCGAAAAAGAAAAUCACCAACAUGGGGGAAGAUCGCCAGCAAUCGAAGAGUCAAAUCAUGCCAGGAUAAAACGCCUUGGAAGACAAAGACCUGAAGUUUUUGGAUCGUUGUGGGCUGAAGUCGGCUUUGUGUUCUCGGUCUCCAUGUCUCAGGUCCUUUCCGAAUAUUUCGUAUCAGGCUUCACAGUGCUACUUCCCACGCUUAUGGAAGACUUGAACAUCCCUGCUGCAUCUUCAACAUGGCCGGCAAGCGCCUUUUCCCUGACGGUCGCCAGCUUCUUGUUGAUCUUCGGCCGGACUGCCGACAUGUUUGGUGGCUAUCCUGUCUAUGUCGCUGGACUUGUCUGGCUUACGAUAUGGAGCUUGAUUGCUGGAUUCUCAACCAACGAGAUUAUGCUUAACUUCCGUCGAGCAUUACAGGGAUUGGGGCCAGCUGCGUUUCUUCCCAGCUCGGUGAUGAUAUUGGGGAGUAUUUACCGACCAGGCCCACGGAAAAAUCUCGUCUUCAGUAUCUAUGGGGCAUGUGCGCCUUUGGGAUUUUUCACAGGGAUUUUCUUUGCUGGUUUAACAGCUGAGUAUACUACAUGGGGAUGGUAUUUCUACAUCGGAACAAUUCUUUCUUUUAUCACCGCUGUAACAGCAUAUCUCACGGUUCCGUCGGAUAUUCUCGAGAAACGUAAUAACCCCAUCAAGAUCAAGAUGGAUUGGCUGGGAGCAAUCCUGAUCGUCUGCGGCCUCAUCUUAUUUACGUUCGCGGUUAUCGAUUCUUCCCACGCACCUCAACAAUGGAAAACUCCGUACAUCUAUGUCUUAUUCAUUGUUGGCUCCCUGCUACUUGUCGCAGGCGGUUAUGUCGAAGCGCGUAUUGCCGAGCAGCCAUUAUUACCAGCUUCACUGUUCAAGGUACCUAGCAUGUCUGCCCUGGUAUUGGCAUUAUUUUUCACUUACGGGAGCCUUGGUGUUUUCCUGCUUUACGCAACAUUCUACAUGGAAAAUGUUAUGGGCGCAUCACCGCUUCAAGUAGUCGCAUGGUACGUGCCAAUGGCAUUAGGGGGAUGUCUCAUCUCGACCUUUGGCGGGUUCGUCUUGCAUCUACUUCCAGGCACCGUCUUGAUAAUAGUCUCCGGCAUAGCCUGGAUUAUCGCACCUCUACUUUUCGCCAUUGCUCCUCAAGGGGCUAUGUAUUGGGCCUACAUUUUCCCAGCGAUGAUUUGCGCAACAGUGGGCAUCGACAUCACGUUCAACGUUGCAAAUGUAUUCAUCACGACCUCUCUCCCACAGAGACAACAGGGACUCGCAGGUGCGGUAAUUAUGCUACUACUCCAUUUGGGGAUUGCAGUGUGUCUUGGUUUCGCGGAUAUCGUGAACACAUACACGGUAGCGAGAUUGGGCUUAAGACAGAGUUACCAUGCCGUGUUUUGGUUCGAGGUCGCUUGCGCGGCUACUGCUCUUAUGAUUUUGGUGUUUUUCGUAAAGAUCAAGAAGGCGGGAAGUGAUCUUACUGUUGAUGAAAGGGAGGAAAUGGAGGCUGCUUCGAAGAGGGAGAAGGAGUUGAAAGAUGUGAGUAGACCAAAUACUGGUCCGGAAGCUCAGGACGGGCAAUACUCUCGAGAAGGUCCAGACGAUGGAAAUGUUGAUAAGCAGUAG
Mollisia scopiformis is the source of this 1746-nucleotide messenger RNA. Its product is annotated as major facilitator superfamily protein. Gene Ontology annotation, biological process: transmembrane transport. The transcript has 4 exons. NCBI's taxonomy places the organism in Eukaryota, Fungi, Ascomycota, Leotiomycetes, Helotiales, Mollisiaceae. Bases 1 to 1746 code for a protein of 581 amino acids. The record is from RefSeq and is a predicted model, not a curated record. Gene Ontology annotation, cellular component: membrane. Gene Ontology annotation, molecular function: transmembrane transporter activity.